AUGGUGCACGAGAAGGAGGCUUCCCUCGAAAGAGCCGAAAUGCCAGCUCCCGCCGUCCCUCUUGAACCGGAAGGCCGUACCACUCCGUGGUCAGGUCCGGACUACGCGGAAUGUGGCGCCAGCGAUCUGCACAAAGUCCAAUUUGUACAUUUGGGCCUACAGCUGGCAACGCUACUGAUGCUGGCAGAACACCUUCCCUGCUCGAAGAAGUUGCUCCGGAGAAUGCAUCCCGCGGUGGCUCUGUUCCUACCACUGGUCGGUUACUGUCUGGGAGCGGUUCGCCUGGGUAUGGACCUCUGGGCGGUGGAAUGCGGUGACAAGAUGCAUCCCGGCCUCGAGAUUGCCGUGUUGGAAUUCGCGGUGAUUGUGUGCACGCAGCUUCUCUCUUUGCGUGUGCUGUGGAAAGAGAUGGAGGUCAUCUUCCCAGAUGAGGAUACCGCAGGAUGGAGGAAGUACCGUGUUCGUCUGGUCUGGGUUGUGGCGACAACUCCGGAUUCUACAGUCGAAGCGGCACGACUCCAUCAGGAGUAA
Molecule: messenger RNA, 531 nt
Organism: Zymoseptoria tritici IPO323
Lineage: Eukaryota; Fungi; Ascomycota; Dothideomycetes; Mycosphaerellales; Mycosphaerellaceae
Exons: 2
Coding region: 1-531 (176 amino acids)
Source: RefSeq, a predicted model, not a curated record